Ctenopharyngodon idella (grass carp) is the source of this 3459-nucleotide messenger RNA. RefSeq names its product protein SSUH2 homolog. The record is from RefSeq and is a predicted model, not a curated record. The transcript is spliced from 12 exons. NCBI's taxonomy places the organism in Eukaryota, Metazoa, Chordata, Actinopteri, Cypriniformes, Xenocyprididae. Bases 1526 to 2611 code for a protein of 361 amino acids.
UGGUCGCCUAUUCAAAACAAAGGCGUAGCUUGAUGACGCCGAGAUUGAGCGCGGAAUCAUGGGAGAUGUCGUCUUCACCUCACAGCAGGGGAAAACAAUCCAACAGGACUCGGGCAGAAAUCAUGUUCAUGGAUGAGAUUAUUAACGUUACUGUAGUAUGAAGCAGAGCAGGGCUGAGUGCUGUGGGAGCUGAACGAGGCCGCUGGAGUGAUUGCUAAUGAGAGUGCGACACAUGGCAGCUCGAGAACUUUUAUUAUGCCGCUUCUGCUUCUUCCAGUCAAGCGUAUGUGGGGUAACACAGUGCUGUUUUAUCAUAUUAGAUACAUUUCAGUGUGUUAAAAUUAUGUUAUAGUAACGUUACUCUGUGCGUUAGCUCGGCGGCUGCUGUGAGACACUUGUUGCACACUGCAGUAAGCUUAGAAUAUCUUAUUAAUAUAAUCAAGAAAACAAGAUUCAAACAAUAAGACUAAACAACAAUGAUUGGUUUAUUGUCUAUAAAUGUAUCCAAAUAGUUGUUCCCUUGUCUAAUAAAAUAUAUAAUAUGUUAAAGCGUCUUUGGUGUUUCCAUGGUUUCUACAAAAUAAAACCGGAAAUCGAGGGUAACGCAGGUAUGAUGUCAUUGAUAGGCGACGCACGGACAUAGUCCGUGUCCUGGUUAAAAUUGCUUAUUUCUCUGGAUUUAAACGUUAUUGGAAACAUCUGGGAUAAUGUAAGUACACAAGUUAAAUAUAUAACACUGUUCUAGUGGGUUUUGGAUAUUUUAAUCCAAAAUCUUACAUAUUGUGCCUUUAAGAUUAAUUAAUAAAUGUAAAGUUCGUAAGAAUAUUCUUAAGUGCAAUUCUUGAGAAAUCUCUUUUUUUUUUUUCUUAAGAAAAACAUUAAAGGCUUUCAUGUUAUUUGAUAGUCCGGUGUUGCUGAAGAGUUUAGACACGUUGAAAAACGCCUCAAAACCCGUCUUUUUUCUUCUGGAAGAUUACCGUAGAUAUCAUAAUAAGCGCGCCACAUAUUUCGUACGACUGCCUUACGGGAGUUAAUCACUCAGCGUCGUGUUUUUAAUGUGCCGUGUCAAGUUAAAAUUGUUAUUUUAAAAGAACAUUUCUCAAGAAGAUCCAGCGCUUAGCGGUUAUUCAUUUGCAUUUCGUCUUUCUUUGCGCUCUAUCUAGAGUGAAUGCGUCUUGUGUUUGUGUGCUGCUUGUUCUAGCCUAAGUGAGCGUUUUACUAUCUGGUAAAUACUGGUAGUACUAUGGUAAAUAAUCAUAUGGUACAUCUGAUAACGCUUGUUACAACUAGCCUACUGAGUAUAUCUCAUUACAAUCUAAUCUAAUGUAAUCCACCCACUCCUCUAUUCAACACCAUCCAAUAGCAGCAGCUCUCGUAUGUAAACCGUACAUUCCUUUACAAAUAAGUACUCAAGACCUACACCCCUAUGCAUUAGUUUGCACGCUGCUCACUACGAGGGAAAACACUGGCUUCAGGAGUCUUAACAACAACAAUAAUCAGUUCUUCAAGUUAAAGUCAUUCAGCCAUGGCAGCCCCACCUGCGGCAAGCACCCAUGGACCUUCCGCUCCUCCGGCAAACAUGUUUGAUACAGUCCCUGGAUAUGAAGGAACAGUGGCCGGUGGAGGAGGUGGUUAUCUUCCUCCUCCAAUGCCGUCUGUACCGAUGCCUGUGCCUGAUCAAGCCCCCAGCCAACCAGACUGGCAUAUACCAUCCAUCUCAGAGGACAGAGCACGUGAAGCUUUCUCAACGUACGUCUCCAGCAAGUGCUGCUAUAGUUCUGCCCCUGUCAAGGAAGGAGUUAUAACCAACAUGGAGUCCUUUAACACCUACAGGUAUCGUUUGGAGACGUUCAUGGAGUCCAGAUCUACUGAAUGGUGUCAGGAGCCUUACACAGGGCAGCCUGUGGAUGCUGGUGUUCAACCUGCUCCAGGACCGUGGCAGAUUGCAACUCAACCACCGGCCUUCUUUCAAGAGCACAAGCAGACCAUUAAAGUGCCCUACACUUCCUCAGUCAAGAACUGUCACUUGUGUCUUGGAAUGGGAAGAAACCCCUGUACCACCUGUGCUGGAGCUGGAAACAAAGUCUGUUGGGUGUGUAACGGUUCUGGUUACCGUCAGACUGAUGACCGCUGCUCGCAUUGUAAUGGGCGCGGACGUGAAAACUGUAGUUCAUGUAGCGGCAGCGGCUCUUGCCAGUGUGACACCUGCCGUGGAAAGAGACAGCUGCUCGUCUUCAUCAACCUCAUUGUUAAAUGGAGCACUGAGAAGGAUGAUUACGUAGCGCAACAUUUGAGUGGUCUACAAGUGGAAAAGCUGGAGAACGUUACAGGAAAGGAACUCUUCAAAAACGCCCAGUAUAUGGUGUAUCCAGUGAUGGGCUUCCCUGAUGUUUCUGUUGCACAAGCUUCUGAGCGCUUAGUAAGAGAGCAUCAGGUGAAAUACGCCCAAACCUCCCGCAUAUUACAACAGAGGCAGACGAUUGAGCUCAUUCCCAUAACUAAAGUGAGCUACAUGUGGAAAGGAAAUUCCCAUGUUUACUAUGUGUAUGGAAAUGAGUUUAAAGUGAACGCUGAUGACUAUCCUGCCACCUGCUGCUGUUCUGUCAUGUAACAUCUGAUACACCUGACCUGAUAUGCAGUAUAAGUCCAAUAUAAACGCUAUAUAUCCAUUAAUAUGAACAAAUGUAAUGAUUGUGGGAUGUAUAGGAAAAUAUACAUCAGUAGUUGACAGACACAAAACAAUAGGUCAUUGAUUACGCAGAUUCUGUCUAUGUAGAUUUUUGUAAAAUUUUUGGUCAUCUGUGUCAAUCUGACCAAAUGUGAAUUACUAAACCUCUCUUAGAUUAAUGCACUUUUUAGAUAACGUGUAUUGUACAAUCUGCAAUAUAGCCUGUCGUAAAUCUAUAAUAACGAUAUAAUAAACUGUGAGUUGAGAAAGAAUCAUGUCACCAAAAGGUUUUUUUUUUAAUGUUUUUUUUUUUUGUACUGAGUCAUAAUUAAUAUGUGUUAAAGUACGACUAGACAUUUGGAGCUCAAUAUUAAGGACUUUAUCAGAUCAGAUCAGUUCAGAUUUUUAUUUGACCUGGUGUCACUGUCAUUAAAUAGUUCAUUGAUGAUUAAAUAGUUGUUUUGUUAGUGAUAUUUUGAUAUGUAAAUAUUAUAUUUACAUUUUUUGUUUGCCCAAAAUGGAUAAAAUGUGACUCUAUGAAAUUCAUAAACACACCUUUUCAUUUUAAGCUUAGUAAUAUCUUCAUUCUCAUGCACGCUUGUUGAGAACAAUGGAAUACUGUCUGGAUAAUAAUUUUUUAAUGUGUGUGAGCUAAGAAGUGAAAGAUAAAAAGUUGUUACACUAAGAUUGAUAUGCUUUUUUAAAACUGUGCCAAACAUACUAAAACCAAACUCACUAGAACUAAUAAUGUCCAUGAUUUAAAAAAAUAAAUAAAUUUACUGACAUUUUCA